This is a messenger RNA of Cucurbitaria berberidis CBS 394.84, 1416 nucleotides long. Its product is annotated as RAI1-domain-containing protein. The record is from RefSeq and is a predicted model, not a curated record. Lineage: Eukaryota; Fungi; Ascomycota; Dothideomycetes; Pleosporales; Cucurbitariaceae. The transcript has 2 exons. Bases 1 to 1416 code for a protein of 471 amino acids. Gene Ontology annotation, biological process: nuclear-transcribed mRNA catabolic process; NAD-cap decapping. Gene Ontology annotation, cellular component: cytosol; nucleus. Gene Ontology annotation, molecular function: mRNA 5'-diphosphatase activity.
AUGAGCGACCCAUUGCCAGCGACGACGACGUCAGAUCUCUCCCCCAGCCCUCCCGAUCGAUCACAAGAUACAGAAGGCGGCUCCCCACCCCGCAAGCGACCUAGAACCCGAGCUCCUCCUCGAGCUGCAACCUCGAGCGCAAGCGCAAAUGCAGAGACGCCAACCUUCGCACCACAGCCCACAUCUUCCGGACCACCGCCCGUCGCAACCCCCUCAGAAGUUCAUCGCUUCUCUAUACAACCGCUCAAUCGCUUCCGCGGUGCCUCAGCCAGCAUCAAGCGCCCUCGCGAAGUUGCUCAUUUCUCCUACGAUAACAACCACGAAUACCAGGAAGACGAGUCUGGCAUUAGCUACUAUAUCCCGCCGCCCCUGGGCGCAGAUAUGAAGGAAGGCUUCGAGUCGUUUAGGCAUUAUGAGGAUAAGGAGGAUCCGCAUCUUGACAGCUUGCUCCAGGCAUUGGCGAGCAGGGAGAGACAGGAAGGAAGGGAGAAGAAGGCGCAAGGUGACUUUGUGACCUGGAGAGGUAUGAUGACGAAGGUACGCACUAACAGCUCCCAGAUAAUGACCGCUCCCUUUGACAACUUCGCCGAAUUCAGCAUGUUCGCAACCCUCCACGACGGCACAAUCUACAUCGAAGAAGACUUCCCCUCGCGAGCCGCAGAUCGCGCCGCAGAAUCCUCGCGUCCACCCCAACGGAACCAGCACCCAGAUCAACAGUCUCGAGAGAUGAUGACAUACUGGGGUUACAAGUUCGAAACGCUCUCCCUGAUUCCCACGCCACCAGCCACCACCCCACGCGAGGAGAUUGCGAAACACCAAAGAAGCGUGGUAUCGAAUCACGCACAACAUUGCUCAAUCGUCGGCACAUCAUUUGGCCCACACAGUCUGAUUCUAGGCGGUGAAGUCGACGGUCUGCUCGCUCCCAAACCAUCAGAUCCAGAAACACCCAUUCAAUGGGUGGAGCUCAAAACAUCUGAAGAACUGCCCCCUCCACACCAGCAACAACACCGCGACAUUAUGAAAUUCGAGCGCAAACUCCUCAAAUUCUGGGCUCAAUCCUUCCUCCUCGGCGUCCCGAAGAUCAUCGUUGGGUUUAGGAGUAAAAGUGGCAUUUUACGCAGUCUGCAGACGUUUAAUACGCACGAGAUCCCGGGUAUGGUUAGGAGAGGGACGGGCGUCUGGGACGGGAAUGUGUGUAUUAAUUUCGCGACGGAUUUUCUAGGGUGGUUGAAGGAGACGAUAAAGGAUGAGGGUGUGUACAGCGUUGUCUUGCGGAAGAAAAGCGGCAUAGUCGAAGUUAAGAAAGUCAAGGAGGGAACAGGCCGAAUUCUGAGUGAGGAGUUCCUUAAUUGGAGGAAGCAGACGGACACGAAGGAAAAUGCAGAUGAGCCUACAUCGAACGAGGCGAAUGCAUGA